AUGGCGCCUUUCGAUCGCACACACAACCCUUUCGAUCAUUGGCAACAGGUUAUCGCAUCGCUACGGCGUGAGCUGGAAAACCUGGAGGCGGAGGUUAUGGGAGCCAAGGCCAAGGCCAAGGAAGAGGCGUCCCGGCGGGUGGAGUUGGAGAUCGAGCUCGAGACGCUCAGGGCACGCAUGGAAGAACUUCAGAAGCAGGCAUCCACCUCCUCGAGGGUAGACGGAAGCCAGAGUCCCAAGGUCCUCAGGGCUGUCCGGAGAGCCGAGCUCCGUCAAGUUCAGGCCGCCCUCGGCGUCGCGCAGGACCUAGAAGAGAGGCUAGACGUCAGCCUCGCCGUGUCCAGGGCCGUCAGCGUCAACGUCUACUCGAGCGCCGCCAGCGCGGCCGCGGCAUCUGGGGCGUCGACGGCAGUACGCUCGGUAUCACCACUGCCAUCACUGUCGUUGUCGCCGUCCAUGUCCGCGCCGAAGGCGGCAGGGGUCGGUGGUGGUGUCGAUCGUGACGAAGAAGCCCGCAGUGGGGGCGGUGAGGGUAGCGAGGAGGGUAGCGAGGAGGGUAGCGAGGAGGGUAGCGAGGAGGGUAGCGAGGAAGUGAAACGUGGUGGGGAGGAGGAGGAGGAGGAGAAGGAGGGAGGUGCAGAUUCCGGUGGCGACGGUAUCGGGCAGGGUGGGGGCGCCGGGAUUUAUGAGGAUGAAGGAACGGAAGGUGGGGAGGAGGAGGAAGAGGAGGAGCAGGAACGAGGGGGCGCAGGUUCCGGCGGCCGUGGGAUCGGGGAGGGAGGGGUUACCGGGAGUAUCGGGGAUGGAGAAAGGGGGGGUGUGCAGGAGGAGGAGGAGGAGGAACGAGGGGGCGCAGGUUCCGGCGGCGACGUUUUCGGGGGGGACAGGAGACCAGGGACUAGCGAGGAUGAGAAACGGGAAGGAUGGGAGGAGGUGAAGGGGAGAAUGGGGGAAGACGGGGGGGAUGCAAGUUCCGGCGGCGACGGUGGCGAAGAAGAAGCGUCGCUUUCGGGAUCGUCGAAGGGAGAGGAGGACGACGACGGAAUGACUGCGGUGGGGAUGGAGAUGGAGACGGAGACGGAGACGGAGACGGCGAAGACUGGGGGGCACUUGGAGAGGAAGGAGGAGGACGAGGGAGAGAUGGACAGGCAGCGGCAGCUGGAGGCUCGGGCGAAGACGUCGGAGGCGGCGGCGGCGGCGGCGGCGGAGAGAUCGAGGGCUGCUGCUGCGGCGUCGGCGGCCUCCAAGGGAGAGGGAGACCAAGAACGCGGGUGCGCUGAGGGGUGGGCGGGGGGAUUGAAGAAGUUUGUCGAGAAGGGGGUCGACGAGCUUGAGCAGCAGGAGGCCGCCGCCCUCGCCGCCGCUCUCGCGGCAGCCUCGACCCUCCCCUCCUACUCGUUGCCCCCCCGCCGCUACACCGCCGGGGUCAUCUCCCCGAGGCUGGGUAGCCCGACCUACCUCGCCUCGAAGGGCUUCGGGAGCUUCAGCGGGAUGAGCGCCUCCGAGCGGGGCUCGGAGUGGCACACGGCGGGCGCCGCGGCUGGGAAGUGUCGGUCUCUGGAAGACGCUUUCCACGCCGCGGAAGGAGAAAGCGCGAGAGGGGGUGACGCGCAACGGUCCGCGGAACGGUCCACGGAACCGCCCGAGAUGGGGCUCAUCAUCCCAGCCUGGGCCCCGCCCGGCCCCGUUUUCGAGAGGGAGGGGGAGGCGGAGGCGGGGGCGACGGCAGCUGCACCCGCAGCUGCACCCGCAGCUGCACCAACACCCCUCAGUAGCGACGGCGACCUGCCGGACAUCCCCAUCACGGUCGCGGAUACGUCGACGGAGUCGCUUGGAUCAUCAACGGAAUCGGCGGGUUCUGGUGGUGACGCGGCGGAGUCGGGUGGAGCUGAAGGCGACCGUGCUGACAGUACCAACCGUGCUGAUAGCUCCAGCGCGAAGACAAUGUCGGAUGGCGCAGCAGCGGAAGGAGAAGACGCAUCUGAGGAGGAUCGAGAGAGAGAGGGCACAACGGAGGGCGUUGUUGGGGCUGUCGACGAUCGUGACGUUGGAGUUGAUGGAUCCAGUGCGCAGGGCGGAGCAUCUGAUGGUUACGGCGGUGUUGCAGGUGGUGAUGGGAGCAGCGCGGAGUACCGACAAGGGCCGGUGGGUGGUGAUGAGAGCGGAGUUCCUCCAGCGGGCGUUUUGGAUGAAGCAGGCGAUGGUGUCGAUGAUACAUCAGAGGCUUGUGCGGCGGCUGCCGAAGAGCUCGUGGCGGUUGGUGAUCGAGAAACAGGCGAGGGGAGCAAAGCGGGCGGAGGAAGAGGAAGAGAGACGGCUGGUGAUGGUGAUGGUGAUGGUGGUUGCGAUUACUCUGGAAGUCGUUCGGGUGCUGAAGAGGUUGCGGAUGUUGGUGAUACUGGUCGCGCCGAAGAUGGUGCAGCAGCAGCGGUGGGUGAUGAUGGUGAUGGUGAUGGUGACGAUUACGCUGGAGGUGAUUCAGGUGCUGAAGAGGGUGUGGCGGUCGAUGAUGGUGGUCAUGUCGAAAAUGCUGCAGCAGCAGCCGUCGCCGGAGGUGGACCAGUUGAUGGUAACGACGGUGAUGCCAAAGAGGUGACGGAGGUUGGUGAUGCUGGUGAUGCCGGAAAUGGUGCAGCGACAGCUGCGGGUGAUGAUGGCGAUGGUGAUGGUGACGAUUACGCUGGAGGUGUAUCAGAUGCUGAAGAGGGUGUGGCAGUCGAUGGUGCUGGUCAUAUCGAAGGUGGUGCAGCAGCAGCAGCAGCAGCAGCAGGGGCUGAUGGUGAUGGUGAUGGUGAUGGUGACGAUCAUGCUGGAGGUCUCUCAGGUGCUGAAGAGGGUGUGGCGGUUGAUGUUGCCGGUGAUGUCGGAGAUGGUGAUGGUGACGAUCACGCUACAGGUCGUCCAGGUGCUGCUGAAGUGGGUGUGGCGGUCGAUGGUGGUCAUGUCGAAGCGGCAGCAGCCGUCGCCGACGGCGGAGCAGUUGAUGAUGGUGACGACGGUGGUGCUGGAGGGGGUGUCGCGGUUGGUGAUAUUGGAGAUCAUGCAGCAACCACAGGGAGCCGGGAGGGCAGUGAAGACGACAGCAGAAGGGUGCCUGGUGACGUUGGUGAGGGUAGGGUUCGUGGGGCAGCAGUGGAGGAGGGUCGGAGCACCAACGAGGAGAUGGGUGAUGGAGAUGCGGCUCGCGCAGUCGCCGCCGAGGCGUUGGCGGCGGUGCUACAGGCGGAGCUCGACCAAAUGAAGGGUCAGCUCUCUGAGCUCAGCUCCGAGAACUGGCGCCUUCGCAUGAACGCCGAGGCUGCUGCUAGAGAAAGGGGCGCAGAGAUAGCUCGCGGCAUGACGGAGAGAGCAGAACGCAUCCGGGCGGGCAGGAUGGAGAGGAACGAGGCUUCGGCCUUGAGCAGCAGAGACGCCGCCACCAGCAGCGACAGGGACAGGCACACGGAGGUCGAUAGCAGCAGCAGCAGCAUAAGCAGCAGCAGCAGCGACAGCGGCGGCAGCGAAGGUACUGGAAGCAGCGGCAUGAGCGACGUAGAGGAAUACCUCGGACUGGAGGAGACAACACUGGUAGUCCAAGACGCUCCUGGGCAGCAGCGCCAAGAAGCACGUGACAAGGGCGGGGGAGUGAUUCUACGCUUCCUGCAGGGGAUGCAGCCAGUGUCGCAUGUACACUGGGAACAACUGUAGUCCAUGCGAGGCAUACAUGAGUACCACGAGCCCAUCCAGGGGCGUCAAAAUGGGAGUUUAAUUUUUUUCGUGUGAGGAAUGUUUCGAAAUGUGGAUAGGUGAGGUUACCGUAGUAUAAAAUGUGUGUUUUUGUGCUGUAAAGGUGGCAACCUAUGUACGUUCGUGUAUCUGCGGUAUGCGUGCUUUGGUAGAGGUUUGCCGGGAGAGCUUUGGGAUAUUUGUAUAUGUUGCAGGGCAAGUCAGGCGCCUUGGCCAUACGGCGAAAACCCGUGUUGUGCGUCACACUAAUAUUGUCACGAUAGCCAAGCAGAGUGGAGUGACUGGGUCUCUUCCGGCACACCCAUCGCAGGUGACGCCGUUUCUUUUGUCACCCAGACCACCCAAGGUAAUUUUCGUUUCCCCUGUUCCUCUGAAGCAUCGCCAGGGGUGACGUACAGAAGGGGAUGGGGGUGGGAGUGGAGUGGACUUUUUCUUCGGCAAGAGAAUCGCACGGGGUGGGGUGCAGGGGAGGGGGGGCGUGGGAUGACCCGUGGCGUAGAUGUAGUUCACGGUGUAGCUAAGCUCGAUUCUGUUUUUAUGUGUCCAUUGUACUGACUUCACGUGUGUGAAGGUGAGAAACCGCUCCUUCGAUGGUGGUGUUGGCUUUGAUAUGAUAAUAUUUCGCCGAGGCUGCGGUAUAGAGGCGGGGCGCUAUCCAGCCAAAUUGGAACACCAUUGAUACAAAAUGUAGUCAAGACUUCGUACUCCUUGAAUGUUACCAAAGAGACGAUUGUUGUGUUCCAGCUUCUCUGGUGGAAAAAGGGACAGGGGGCCGCAUCCGGCAUCUGUUUCUGGUGACCGGUACAUGUGUGUCAAUUGUCGAAUGUAAGUGCUGUAGGAAAUUAUCGUCAGUGAUGAUGUAAACAGCCACCGAAGUGUGGACUCGAGGGUAGCCCAUUGUGCUUAUGUAUCUGUUGGCUUUGUUUGUGCCUUUCAUCGUUGUGGAGCGAUGGGCGUGAGAACGCAGGGUACAUGUUUCGGUAUCUUCCUCUAUAUACCUAUCUCGGUGUGUGAGGGGGUGGUGUCAGGCAACAUUUGAGGCAGCUCCGUGGUGACACCCUGUCCUAGUAUCUGCAUGAGAGGGAUGGUUGGGUGAUGCUUUUCCGAGAUGGACCCAACAUACUUUGUAUGGCAGUCCGUGAGGACUUCGAUGUGCUUUGUGAAUUGAUUGGAGCUACCGGCGUGUUUCGAUGCAGCUUUCGCUCCAAUGAAAGAACGCGUGCAUAUUGAGGCAUCGCAUGGUAUACACAAGAGACACUAGGCAUAAAAACUCCC
Ectocarpus sp. CCAP 1310/34 is the source of this 5001-nucleotide messenger RNA. NCBI's taxonomy places the organism in Eukaryota, Phaeophyceae, Ectocarpales, Ectocarpaceae. The record is from the annotation of a GenBank genome assembly.